Messenger RNA from Nanorana parkeri, 3374 nucleotides. RefSeq names its product BicC family RNA binding protein 1 (gene BICC1). The record is from RefSeq and is a predicted model, not a curated record. Gene Ontology annotation, cellular component: cytoplasm. The transcript is spliced from 21 exons. NCBI's taxonomy places the organism in Eukaryota, Metazoa, Chordata, Amphibia, Anura, Dicroglossidae. Bases 148 to 3054 code for a protein of 968 amino acids. Gene Ontology annotation, molecular function: RNA binding; protein binding.
AGAGAGGGAGCUCACUCCGUGCUCGCAGUCUGGUCCAGCAUUAGCGCUGUAUGUCAGUCGUGCCGUCCCAGCUAGCGGUUCCCGGGCGCUCUCCCCGUAUAUGAUCUGGAAGAGCUGAGCGCGGCGCACUCCUCCUCUAUCACCACCAUGGCAGCCCAGGGCGACCCAAUGAGCGGAUACAUGAACCAGUCGGACCCGGGCUCCAACAGCGAGCGGAGCACCGACUCCCCUUUACCCGGCUCUGAGGACGACUCUCCCGGCCCGGCCGCCCCCCACGAUCCGGAGUGGGGAGAGGAGAGAUUCCGGGUGGAUCGGAAGAAGCUGGAGACUAUGCUGCAAGCGGCUGCCGAAGGAAAAGGCAAAAGUGGUGAAGAUUUCUUUCAGAAGAUUAUGGAGGAAACAAAUACACAGAUUGCUUGGCCAUCUAAACUGAAGAUAGGAGCAAAGUCAAAGAAAGAUCCCCACAUUAAAGUAUCUGGCAAGAAAGAAAAUGUGAAAGAAGCAAAGGAACGAAUAAUGUCUGUUUUGGAUACAAAGAGUAACCGUGUCACAUUGAAAAUGGACGUUUCUCACACAGAGCACUCACAUGUCAUUGGUAAAGGAGGGAACAACAUCAAGAAAGUGAUGGAAGAAACUGGCUGCCACAUACAUUUUCCAGACUCCAAUAGGAAUAAUCAGGCUGAGAAAAGCAACCAGGUAUCAAUUGCGGGACAACCUGCCGGGGUAGAAUCCGCAAGAGUAAGAAUAAGGGAAUUGCUGCCUUUGGUUUUGAUGUUUGAGUUGCCCAUAGCUGGUAUUUUACAGCCAAUUCCAGAUCCAAACUCUCCCACGAUCCAGCACAUUUCCCAAACCUACAACAUAACGGUUUCUUUCAAGCAACGGUCCAGAGUUUAUGGUGCUACUGUCAUUGUGAGAGGCUCCCAGAAUAACACCAGUGCUGUUAAGGAAGGAACAGCACUGCUGUUGGAACAUCUUGCUGGUAGCCUGGCAAAUGCUAUUCCUGUUAGCACACAGCUGGAUAUUGCUGCUCAACAUCACCUCUUCAUGAUGGGCCGCAAUGGCAGCAACAUCAAGCAUAUAAUGCAGAGAACUGGUGCUCAGAUCCACUUCCCAGACCCAAAUAACCCUUUAAAGAAGUCCACAGUCUACCUCCAAGGCACCAUCGAGUCAGUUUGUCUUGCCAGGCAGUAUCUCAUGGGUUGUCUCCCACUUGUCCUGAUGUUUGACAUGAAGGAAGAAAUUGAAGUAGAACCACAGUACAUUACUCAACUCAUGGAACAACUAGAUGUCUUUAUCAGCAUUAAACCAAAGCCAAAGCAGCCAAGUAAAUCUGUGAUCGUGAAAAGUGUGGAACGAAACGCCCUAAAUAUGUAUGAAGCCAGAAAAUGUCUUCUUGGGCUUGAUAGCAGUGGUGUGGCCAUUACAAGCCAGUCUACCAUAUCUUGCACAAUGCCUUACCAUGGACUAGAUAUCUUGACAGCAGGUUUGGGGCUUACUGGAUUAGGUCUUUUGGGCCCAAAUGCUCUCUCCAUUAAUUCCUCAGUUGCACAGAAUACUCUGCUGAAUGCCCUCAAUAGUACUGUCAGCCCGCUGCACAGUCCCAGUUCUGCGGCACCUAGCCCAACACUUUGGGCAGCUUCAUUAGCCAACGCCUCCAGUGCUCCAGGGUUUUCUGCAAUACCACAUAUGAUGAUGCCAUCUGCUGCACAAGCUACGUUGACUAGCUUUCUGCUGUCUGGAGUGCCCAACUAUGGCCAAAAUACACCAUCGCCUCCUCCUGGACUAACACCAGUUGAUGUACACAUGAAUGGCAUGCACUCUGAAUGCAAGAAAGCCACAUCAGCAUUAAAUGGUCACGUGAAACAGUCAAACAAAUAUGGCUCAAUAUCCAUGCCAUCGCUGGGAGACAAAGUGAUAAACUCACACCUUCCUGAGACAGCUAGGCCAUCAAACAAUCGCAGCUCACCUGUCCAAACAAACACAAAGUCAGACUCAGAAGGUGGUAAUGAUGCCUUUGUGGAAGUAGGGAUGCCAAGAAGUCCGUCUCACUCAGCAAAUACCAAUGAGCUCAAACAGAUGCUGAGUUCAACCAAAGCACCCUGCGCUAAGAGGCAGACAGUGGAAUUAUUACAAGGCACUAAGAACUCCCACCUACAUAGUAGCGAAAGGUUACUCUCCGAUUCAGAGAUGAGCCCAGCGGAUGGCCCUGUCACUGACAAGAAGGCUCCUGGAAGUGAGCGAGCAGCUGAACGAGCAGCCCAGCAAAACUCCGAGAGGGUACGACUUGAUUUACAAUCUUUUGCAAAUAUGCAGGCCUAUGAUUAUGAGCAAAAGAAGUUGCUGGCAACAAAAGCAAUGCUGAAGAAACCUGUAGUAACAGAAGUCAGAACUCCAACAAACACUUGGAGUGGACUGGGAUUCUCCAAAUCCAUGCCUGCAGAAACAAUAAAAGAACUGAGACGUGCAAAUCAUGUACCGUACAAGCCAACCAUGAGUACGACAUAUGAGGCACCUUCAAUGUCCCUGUCCCGGUCAAACAGUAGAGAACAGCUGGGCAAUAGCAGUGACUGUGAUAACUGGAGGGAAAGGAAUUGUAUUGACUCAUCUCAUAAUGACUACUCGUCAUCUAUUGGCAGUCCUAAGCGAAAGCAAAAUAAAUCUGCAGAACACUACCUUAGCAGCAGUAAUUACAUGGACUGUAUCUCCUCUCUAACUGGAAGCAAUGGUUGCAACUUAAAUAAUUCAUUCAAAGGCUCUGACCUUCCUGAACUGUUCAGCAAGCUUGGACUCGGGAAAUAUACAGACAUCUUUCAGCAGCAAGAGAUUGAUCUACAGACUUUCCUUACGCUGACAGAUCAGGAUUUAAAAGAACUGGGAAUAACCACGUUUGGUGCAAGAAGGAAAAUGUUGCUUGCCAUCUCAGAGCUGAACAAAAAUCGGAGAAAGCUGUUUGAGCCAACCAAUAUCCGUUCUGCAUUCCUGGAAGGAGGAGCUAGUGGACGACUUCCGCGCCAGUAUCACGCAGACAUAGCCAGUGUCAGUGGACGUUGGUAGCAGUCAGCAUCAUGACUUGGCAAUAAAUGCUUAGAACAUCAUGGCUGACCUGUGAAACGGUAUCGCUGCAUAUUCUUUUUACCAUCAGCACUUUAGUGUCAAGGUACCACGGACCAAAGCAAUAAGAUCACACGAGUGCCUAGUUCUUUGGACACUUUUGUGUAAAACGCCAAAAUGCGGGAUAUAUAUAUUUCAUCUAUGUAGACUGGACCGAACUGCAAUAGGGGAAAAAGAAAAAAAAAAGUUGAGUGAUUUUAUGUUUUAGUAUUUUAUGUAUAACUUCAUUGUAUGCACUGAAAUUUUUACUUUUAUUGAAUGAA